CAAGGCGAAUGCGUGAGCAGAUCCCACAGGUGUGUUGCUGCCAACUGAGCCGCGGCUACAGAAGACACACACCUGGAAUCACCAUGUGACUCGAUACCUGGGCGUGGAGAAAGUCCCUCAUAUUUUUCCCUGAGUCUUUUGUUGAGGAGUUGUCCGUAUCGCCUUUCUAACAGGAAUUGCGAUUUUCGGUCAGCCAAAGUAGCCUGUUUUUCCCCCUCCACGGAAUAGUGCCUUUCUGUAACCCUCACAAGACGGGUGAGGAGAGUAAAAUGUGAACUUGCUCACGGACUUCUUUUUUUUAAAUCCAGAAGAGGGGUUGUCGAGACCUGGACUGUUCCCGAACUACUGUACGUUCUUUUUCCUUCAAGGUGAGUUCCGGGCAAGCUGGUGUAUCCCGCCAGAGUGGGACUGAGACUGUUCUGCAUUUCACGGCAACAUCCGUUUUAAACCCAUAGCCUGGGCCCUUAAUGAAGCUGGGGGUCAGCUGCAGUGUGCGGCUAAUUGGCCAAGUUCGCCCAGGGCUCCGGCUGCCUGUGAUUGAAGUGUCCAGCGAGGGCCCACUGUGCAGCCACCACUGCACCCUGCUCUGUUCCACUCCAGCAGCCAAGACGCUCACAACACCUCCGUCUGCCUCUCCCUAAGAUGGCAAGCUGGGUCUCUCUCUCCAUCCUCCUCAUCUGUUUCUUGGCUUCACAAGGCCAGGAGGAGAACCGCGACAUGCCCAUCCGGGAGUUCACUUCCGAGACCCCCAUCAACAACGUGGUCCAGGACCCACACACAGGGCGCAUCUACCUUGGGGCAGUCAACACCAUCUUCCAGCUGGGGCCAUCUCUUCAGCUGGAGGCCCGUGCAGAGACGGGCCCUAGGGAGGAUGCCCGAACCUGCACGCCUCCUGCCUCGGCAUGCCAGGACACAAAGCCCAUGCCCAACCUCAACAAGCUUCUGCUGGUCUACCCAUCCAAUGGUUCCCUCAUAGUCUGUGGCAGCCGCUACCGAGGCAUCUGCUCGCUCCUCAACCUGACCAACGUUGAGCAGCAGCUGUACUACAGUGACAGUAAAGGGGAGAGGACUUACGUGGCUAGCAUAGAGGACAAUGUGAAUGUGGUUGGUGUUAUGUCCACUUACGCUAAGGAUGGACAGAACUUCAGCGUUUUCCUUGUUGGGAAGGGCUAUGGAAGCGCUGACAGUACAAAACUCAUCAGCACACGUAUCCUUCAGGACUACCGUGACUGGGUAGUGUUUGAGAGCAUAAUUGAGGCAUCGACAGUGCAGACAACGCCGUUUGUUCCCAAGUACCUGCAUGACUUCCGCCAUGCCUUCAAAGAGGAUGGAUUUGUCUACUUCCUGUUUUCAAGGACUCUUGAUGGCACAGACAACAAAAACCUGACCUUUGUGUCUCGUCUUUGCGAGGAUGACCCGCAUUACUAUUCCCACACAGAGCUCCAGUUGAACUGUGGUACAAAUAACCGAUACAACAAAGUUCAGGCUGCAUAUGUGGCUUCUCCGGGAAAGGAGCUGGCACGAGGCAUGACCGAGUCAGGCCAGUAUGGCAAGGUCAACCCCUGGAACAAAGUUCUGUUCAUGGUGGCCAGUCCUGAUGAUGAUGGCACCGACUCUGCUCUCUGCAUGUACCCACUCAAUACCAUCAACGAGCGCCUGGUGGACAUCAUCAGCGCCUGUUACAGCGACUCUGGAAAAAUUGCCGGUAGGGCCGCUGUGGACAUCCCCUACUCAUCCAAGACAGACGAAUUUUGCACGUCUAAAAUUGCUAAGGAUACAUUGAAGAACUUCCAGUGUGGUGCAGACUUCCUGCCCUCCCCUCUAGCCAGCAAGCCAGAGUUUGCCUUACAGGCCAAAGCGGAGGUGGUCAAGAAGGGCCUACUUACUGCUGUAGCCAUCGCUGUGGAAAAUGAUCAUACCAUCGCCUUCCUGGGAAGCAACCAGGGAGAGGUCUUCAAGGCACACCUGACCACCAACCCAGAAGAGUACAGCCAGAUUCCUGGAGACACAGCAGGUGAAAAGGUCAACAAGAACCUUUUCUUUGACCUCAGCCACAGCCACCUGUAUAUAACCACUGAGAAAAAGAUCACCAAGGUGCCGGUGCAAAUGUGCCAUCUGAAGACUGACUGCAAAUCCUGUGUGGGCCUGAGGGACCCUUACUGUGGCUGGUGUGUCCUGGAGGGCAGGUGCACCAGAAGGUCUGAGUGCCGACGGGCAGAGGAGAAGUACGGCUGGCUGUGGAGCCCCAGGCAGCAGUGUGUCAAGAUUGUCUCCUUCUAUCCCCCCAAUCUCUCCUGUAAAAAGACUCAGCAGGUGGAGAUCAACAUCCCCACUCUCCCCUCCAUCGGCAGUUCAGACCGUCUACGCUGCGUCAUUCAGUCCUUUGACAGUGAGGGAACCAUGUCUGAGUCUGGUCAGGUCACCUGCGCCCUGCCCCUCCCUUCUGCUAUACCACCGACACCUGAAGGCCAAGACUUUGUGGCAGUGCCCAUCAAGAUCUUUGUCAACGAGACCGUGGAGCUGGCCACACGGGAUUUCCAGUUCUACAACUGCGCUGCCACAGUGAGGAGAGCUGAAAACACACCGUGCAUGUCAUGUGUGACAAGUCCAUGGGGCUGCCAGUGGAAUACGCGUGACCACACUUGCAGUGACAUUGAUGACACCGUGGCGGGGCCCCACAUCAUCAAACACCGUCAGGGAGCCAAGUGUCCUAAGUUUGAGAAUCCAGAUCCUGUGCUCAUCCCUGUGGGCUUCAAGACCACCAUCAGCUUUGAGGGCAUCAAUCUAGAUCUGUACCAGGGCCGCUCUUUCACCAUCGGCACCAAAUUGAUGAGAAACAUGGAGGAGGAUGUCAAGUCUGAGCCCGGCUUGUUCUACAGCUUCAGUGGCUUCAACUUUUCCUAUGAUAAGUCACCGGAGACCAAUGUUCUUUUCUAUGUGAAGGACAAGGAGUCGGGCAAGAAGAUGGACAGCACACUGAACGUUACCCUGUACAACUGCUCUGUGGGAAGAGAGGAUUGCAGUCUCUGUAAGAACGCUGACCAGAAGUACACAUGUGUGUGGUGUGCCAAGAGGAAGGCGUGUGUGUACAACAAGCUGUGCACCCCUGACCAGCAUGACUCCAAUGACACGGGGUGCCCAGACCCCCAGAUCACUGAUAUCAUCCCUCGUUUUGGCCCCACGCAGGGAGGCAUCUCCAUCACCAUCCGUGGCUCCAACCUAGGCAUCCAUAAGAAAGACAUUAAGAGCAUCAGCGUGGUUGGGCAGCCCUGUAUUCAUCAGGAAGAGAAGUACUCUGUCUCCACUAGUGUGGUGUGUGAGAUCAGCCCCGUAGGCAGAGAUCAGGACUUGUGGGGCCAGGUGGAAGUGGAGGUGGAGGGGGGGAAGAAAGGAACGUCCUCAAUCUACUUCACCUACAGGGAUCCGAUUCCCCAGGAAGUGUCCCCUGCUAGGGGUCCCAAAGCCGGGGGCACCCUCAUUACCAUCUCUGGCACCCACCUGGACACCGGCACCAAGGAUGAUGUGCAGGUCACUGUUGGAGGGGUGGACUGCACUGUGGAGCAGUUUGGACCAAAGAUCACCUGCAGGACAGGAGAAUACCGGGCAGAGAAGCUACCCUCUGACUUUCUCACAGUCACGGUGAAGUAUGGAAAGAGAACCACAACACACAUCCACAGAGCGUUUGUGUUCUUGGAAAACCCCAUUUUGCAGGACCACCAGCCCAGAAGCAGUUUUGUCUGUGGGGGGCGGACCAUCAUGGUGACCGGAUCCGGCUUUGACCUCAUCCAGACUGCCAUCAUUAAGGUCCAGGUGGAUGGAGCUCCUGUUGAGUUCCUUCAGCAGGCAGAAAGUAAGAACGACACAGCCAUCAAGUUCCUGUCUCCGAUGGUGAACACCUCCUAUGAGACUCAGCGCUACAAAACCUACAUCAAGCUGGACAACUGGGAGAAGCAGCUGAGCCCCUUCGAAUACCACCCCGACCCCACCUUCUACGAUCUGCCCAAGAGGGUCAUCACCGAGACCAGCAUCAUCAUCGUCACCGGUCGAGGCUUCUCCAAGGCCAUGACAGCCAAAGAGGCCCUGGCGUACGUGGGCGAGGUUCCCUGUGUGGUCAACACCCUGCAGGACGACAAGCUGUUCCUGGAUCCACCCUCCAGCCAGCCCAAACGCUCCAGACGCCACCGGCGAGACACCAGCUCCGAGCCACUGGACCUGGUGAUCAAGUUUGGGAACGGGGAGUGGGUGGUGGGCUCGGUGCAUUAUGAGAGGAAGUACGAGGUGCCUCUCUACAUCAUCAUCCCUGCUGUCAUCGUGCCCAUGCUGCUCAUCAUCGCCAUCUCUGUUUACUGCUACAGGAGGAAGAGUCAACAGGCGGAGCGGGAGUAUGAGAAAGUGAAGCACCAGUUGGAGAAUCUAGAGGAGAGCGUACGAGACCGCUGCAAGAAAGAAUUCACAGACUUAAUGAUUGAGAUGGAAGACCACACCAACGACCUGAGUGAGGGCAGGAUCCCCUUUUUGGACUACAAGACCUACACCGACCGCGUCUUUUUCCUGCCCUCCAAGGACGGUGCAAAUGAUGUUAUGAUCACCGGCAAGCUGGACAUCCCCGAGUCGCGGCGGGCCACCGUGACCCAGGCACUCAACCAGUUCUCCAACCUGCUGAACUCCAAGACCUUCCUCAUUAAUUUUAUCCGUACCCUGGAGGGCCGUCCAGACUUCAAUGCCAGGGCCAAGGUGUACUUUGCCUCACUGCUCACUGUGGCUCUGCAUGGUAAGCUGGAGUAUUACACCGACAUUAUGAGAACGCUGCUGCUGGAGCUGAUGGAGGAGUACGUCCACAGCAAGAACCCCAAGCUCAUGCUGCGCAGGUCAGAGACAGUGGUGGAGAGGAUGCUCUGUAAUUGGAUGUCUAUCUGCCUCUACCAGUUCUUGAAGGACUCUGCAGGUGAGCCGCUGUACAAAUUGUUCCGAGCCAUCAAGCACCAGAUCGAGAAAGGGCCCGUGGACGCCAGAGUGAAGAAAGCCAAGUACACCCUCAAUGAUACAGGCCUGCUGGGCGACGACGUUGAGUACUGCGUCCUGACGCUCCAAGUGCUGGUGCAUGGCGAGGGUCCAGACGUGACGCCCGUCAAAGUGCUGAACUGUGACACCAUCUCCCAGGUGAAGGAGAAGAUCAUAGAGCAGGUGUACAGGAACCUGCCCUACUCCCUCCGGCCCAAGGUCGACAGUGUUACACUGGAGUGGCGCCCCGGCUCAACAGGGCAGAUCCUGUCAGACCUGGACUUGACCUCUCAGAAGGAAGGCAGGUGGAGACGCAUCAACACCUUGGCACACUACAACGUGCGAGACAAUGCCACGCUGGUCCUGUCCAGAGUGCUUCACACUCAGCAGAACUACGACCAGAACCAGGAGAACCACGAAGAGAGGAAUGCCCUGUUGGAAGACGACAAGGUGUUCCACUUGGUGAGGCCGGCAGACGAGCUGGAUGAGAUCAAGUCAAAGCGAGGUAGCAUGAAGGACAAGUCGAUGACCAAAGCCAUCACAGAGAUCUAUCUGACACGACUUCUCUCUGUCAAGGGAACGCUGCAGCAGUUUGUGGACGACUUCUUCCGCAGUGUGCUGUGCUCGGGGGCAGUGGUGCCGCCGGCCGUCAAAUAUUUCUUUGACUUCCUGGACGAGCAGGCUCUGAAACUUGACAACGUGGAUGAGGAGACUAUCCACAUCUGGAAGACUAACAGCCUGCCUCUUCGAUUCUGGGUGAACAUCCUCAAGAACCCCCACUUCAUCUUCGACGUGCACGUGACAGAAGUGGUGGACGCCUCGCUCUCCGUCAUUGCCCAGACAUUCAUGGAUGCCUGCACCAAGAGCGAGCACAAACUCAGCCGGGACUCUCCAAGUAACAAACUACUCUAUGCAAAGGAGAUCUCCACUUAUAAGAAGAUGGUGGAUGAUUAUUACAAGGGCAUCCGGCAGAUGGUAUCUGUCAGUGACCAGGACAUGAACACUCAUCUGGCUGAGGUGUCACGGUCUCACACCGACAAACUAAACACACAAGUGGCCCUCCAUCAGCUCUACCAGUAUGCCAGCAAAUACUAUGAUGGGAUCAUCGCGUCCCUCGACGACGACCCCGCUGCCCAGAGUAAACAGCUUACCUUGCGACUUCAGCAGAUUGCAGCCGCCCUGGAAAACAAAGUGACUGAUCUCUAACCCACUGGAUGGGGGACAGGGGAGCGGGAGGGAGGGACGGGGAAUGGUAGGAUACCGCCAGUGUCCACAGGGGCUUAUUUCGUCUGCUAGCGAAGGAAACAAGGGAAAAAGGAAAGGAGAGAAGGGACUCAUUGAUAUUGUACACCUUAAGCCUUGGAACAAUUACGUGUCUGUACAAUGGAGUAACAGGGACUAAUGAAAUACAAGUCAGAGAGUGAAAGGGGGAGAAAAUGAUGGGUUACACUGUCAUAGGUACGCCUUAAAGCUCAUUUGCCAAACCUUGAAGGUCCAUGCACUGAAUGCUUCACUGAAUCCCAUUCCCAGAAUGCAGUGCGGGAAACCUCUCUGAGAAUUAAGCCCCUGUGUGGAGCACUGGCACAGGAGAUAAUCAGAUGUUCAAUUUCUUCCUGUGUAGAAAAGGUUUUAAGAAUUGUAUUAUAUAUUUUUUUUAUUGUGCAGUCUUUAUGCGGAAAGCUUUAUAAGGAAAAAAAAUUAUCUUUUUAAAUGGAUCGCCUUGUGGUGCGGAUAGUGUCUCUAUUAGCCUGUGUGUGCGAGUGCGUGUCAAGUGUGCAUGUGAGGUGCAAAAUGUGAGUAAGCGCGUGUGUGCCCAAACCUUAGUGUGUGUUGGCAUGAAUUUGAAUGUGUGGACUUGCUUGUGUGCGUGUGUGAGUAGAUGUGUGGACGUGUGCACACACAGGAUGCCUACUGUCAGGCUUGAGGGCGAAGGGACGCCCGCUUUCUGUCAUUUUAAUCCCCCAUACCCAGUGAUACACAGAAGCCUGCGCUCAGCUCGCCAAGCAGUUUAACAGAGACCAAAGGGUCCUGACAGGGACAAUGGCUAAUCUAACAAUGCACAGGCUCUCACAAAUGACAAGUAUAGUUUCAAAAAAUACUUCAGAUGUUGUAUUUUUUUCUUUUGAUUCACUUUUGCUUCAAGCUCAGUUGUCGUUUGUGCUUGUGGAAAUCGAUAAUAGCACACUUUGUCUCCCUUUAUUGUACAGUGCCACGAUACAUUCCACUCCAAGUAAAGCACAGAAAUACAUUUCAAAUGUUUUUAAAGACAAUUCAGUUGUUGAACGGUUGUUUUCAAAUAUUUUUAUGAGCUAUAAAAAGUUUUUAAACUAGUUAUUUAAGCCUCCCUGUGUCAAGAGUAAACAGUUAGAGCCUUCUCUGUCAUGGAGCCAUGCCACUCAUUUUAGCCCUGCAAUAAUGUCAGUGUACCAUCAGCCGCAACAUUGUAGUGACAUUAUACAGUAACAUUAUCGAACUAAACUUAUUCAACAACAGUAGCAAUUCAGCAAUACAUUCUCCAACUUAUUGAUUUUGGUGUUAUGAUUUCUGUAUUGCCAUUUUAUAGUAUUACCUUUGUAAUGUUCCAAAUAAUCACCUAGUGUUGUGUCUCUUCCGUUAUGUUAAUAAUUUGCCAUGUAGAGAUGCAGUUGGUACUUAAAUGGUACGUCUUGAAGUCAAGUCAUAACAGUUGUUUUAGCCUUGGUAUGAUUUAUGGAGGCCGGGUGUAAUCAUGUACAUAUAUUACAGUAAUUGUAAUAUUUAUAUGUCAAGGUCAACAGGGUGGAAAUGGUCUGUGUGACUUUUCUUGGGCCAUUCAGUGUCACCACUUUUCAUCCCCCUGUUAUUGUAGAUGAUAUUCCUGUUGACAAAUGAUUUAAUUGUACUCCCUGUACGUGAUCAUGGAUGUGUGUGUAGUGACAGAGCAUAAGGAGCUCCAGAGACCCCAGAAUGUUAGCGAUUCCUGCCUUGGCUAAAGUGAGGUUUGCACAGAGCCCGAGCCUGCCUGCCUGUCUCCCUGCCUGCUUUCUCGGCAUGGCAUCCUGGCAUCCUGACCAACAGCACUUGGCACUGCCCACUCAGCGCAGUGCAGAGUGGCACUCUGUAUAAUGGAAUCAGCAGGGGAGGCUUUUGAUCUUAAUUGCAUGCCGACUGCAGACUCCUUCCUUGUCGCCGCUGUUGUUUACCGCUGACUUCUCUCACUGACAGAGUGAUGCAAGACGCUUAUUUCAGAGCCUUUCUUUAACCAAAAAUGUGCCUUAAUGAACAGGAUGAUACAUAUAUAUUGUUUCUAAAUUAUUCUAUUGGUAACCUAUAGGUGAUUAUGAUGAUGAUAGUGCUAUAGACACAGCAAUGUAUUUGGACUUGUGAUAUUUCGUGUGCUGUCAAAAAUGCUAGAUGCCCUGCUGCAGCCAUUUCCGUGCCAAUAGGCUGAAGACAUUUCAGUAUGAUUUCUUUUCUGGUUGCAGUUUUGAUGUGUGCAUUUCCUUUGGGUGUCUGUGUGGUGUGUGCUUAGUAGGACUUUGGUGGCUGAGGUAAAUAGCCCAAAUGAAUAAAUGUAAAGCAGUGGCCAAUGUUAUUUGGGUUUCCCAUGAAAAUGUCCGGCAUUCCUAAAUUAGUCUGAAGUCAAAAAGGGUAUCCUUAUGUAGGUUAUUGAGUAUAGCGCAAAAUUGUUCUAAUGGUGUUUCUUUUUUGCCCUGUGUUUCUAAGCUAUUCCACCGUGUGUAUGAUAAAUGACUAUCUAUACUCGAGAAAUGACCUUUCUACAGAUCCUGAGAAGUGCACUGAGAAGAAAAAAAUAUAUAUUUUGAGGCUAUAAUUUACUAAUUUGUGGCCAAGAGAUCUAACUCGUUCGCUCCGGGCAAGGACCAAGCACAGAUCUGCUACUUGUGUCCAGAAAUCCUCGAGGAUAAACAUCUGGGCCACAGUUGCAGUCUACUCCCAGGAGAAAGGGAAGAGUACUGCACACUUACCUUGUGGUCAUGAAUUAACUAAAAUGGGGGGAUGAGUUAAUUAUGUUGAGUUAACGAGUUAUAUCUCAUGGCCACAAAUUCACUAAAUCUUGGGAAAAAGUUAUAUCUCAUGGCCACAAAUUCCCGAAAUGUUGAACAAGUUAAUUAAACUGAGGGGAUGAAAUAUACCUUGUUGCCACAAAUUAGUAAAUCAUGGCCUCAAAAAGUAUUUUUUUCUUGUCAUUGUACUUCUCAGGUUCUGUACCUUUCUUACUGCUGUGCAGUUAUUUUUAUUUCUUGUUUCCUAUACCAUAUAAACCUUUGUAAAAAAAAAAAAAAAAUGUUGAAAUACUGUAUUCUAACUGUAUAAUCCUAUGCAUUGAGUCCUGGGGGAAAAAAUCCUGUUUGUGCAGUUGUCGAGACCUUUUUUCCCAUUUUGAAACUUGUGAAUGUGCCGUGAUGAUAAAAGAAACUGGGACACUCCAUUUUCAGUACAGGACCAUUAAUGGAAGCCAACAUUUUUCCUCCCCAUCCGAGGCAGCUCAGAAGAACUCGAUCUUGUACCUGAUCUGGUUGUACUGGAUGAACUAAACUCCUCCAAAGGUUGUGUGUGUGGACGGAGCAGUUACCCACAGGUUUCAUCAUACACUCCUCCGUGAAUAAACUCAGAGACAUACA
This is a messenger RNA of Myripristis murdjan (pinecone soldierfish), 9626 nucleotides long. RefSeq names its product plexin b2b (gene plxnb2b). Gene Ontology annotation, biological process: positive regulation of axonogenesis; regulation of cell shape; regulation of cell migration. The record is from RefSeq and is a predicted model, not a curated record. Gene Ontology annotation, molecular function: semaphorin receptor activity; protein binding. The transcript is spliced from 37 exons. Gene Ontology annotation, cellular component: semaphorin receptor complex; plasma membrane. Lineage: Eukaryota; Metazoa; Chordata; Actinopteri; Holocentriformes; Holocentridae. Bases 643 to 6207 code for a protein of 1854 amino acids.